CACUUCGAUUGCGAAAAGACUCAAUUCUUCUUCCUCCCCGCUCCUUGGCAGCCGCCAUUCUCUCCCCUCAUCCUCUCCUCUCUCCAACCGCCCCCUCUUCUUCUCCCCUUCCCCUUUACCUUCGUCCUCUCCAUUUUUCCGGCGAGAAGCAGCAGCUCCGGCGCCACCCUCUUCCUCCCUCCUCUCUUCUUUCUUCCUCUCUCCCCCUCCCGACUCUUCUCCACAGAAGUCCUGCUAGGAGCAGCAGCAAACAGCAGCGCCGGCGAGGAGCACGCCAGCCGACAGCCCGCUCGUCCCCUCCCUUCUCCCGGCGAGUUUCAGGGAACCAACAACCGUCAGCAAGAGCUGGACGGCGUCCAGCGAGGCAGCAGCUCCGACCAGCGACGCAGGGACGCCGAGCAACACCUACAAAUCGGUUUAGUCAGUUUAGAGCUUUGUGAUCUUGGUUUAUUAAAUAGGUCUGCUAAGGUUCAUCUCAGGAGAAUCCAAGGAGUAUGAGAUACAAUUUCGAGGAGGAGGAUGGUGGCCGUCAAUCUGAAGAUGUGGAAUGGCUACCCUUACAGCACCACCCUGUCUUUUCUACUCCGCCGGAUAGGGAUAGGGAUGGAGACAGGGCCUUGACAAUACCCAAAAAUCUUUUAGCUUGGGACGGAGCUUCUCGUCUCUACUUUUGGGACUCUUACAAAACAUGUCUGCAUCGACUCUCUGUUCGAUUGGGUGAACCCGAUCCUACUUCUCUCCUUGCAGCUUCUCCCUCUAAGGUACUGCAAGCUGAUGUGCAAUUGAAUUCUGAGGUUCAACGAAUUUCCAUUAACAGAAAUGGAUCAGCACUGUUCCUAGUUUGCUUGGAUGGUUUAUACGUCAUGUAUCUCUGUGGGAGGACUUCGACAAAAGAAAGUACAAUUAUUUGCCGGACAGUUCUAGUUGGUUCAGAGAUCUACUUUGACAGAAACAAUGCAAUACGCACGUUGAAGGUUUGUUGGCACCCUUACAGUGACACCCAUCUUGGAAUUCUCUCUUCUGAUUCGGUUUUCAGGGUUUUCGAUUUGUCUUCGGCCCUUGGCCAGCCAGAGCAGGAGUAUUAUCUACAGCCCGUGGAGCCUGGCAGUUCGCACAAUGCUACAGCAAUCUGCCCUGUCGAUUUUUCUUUUGGGGAUGAUCAUAUGUGGGACAGGUUCAGUGUUUUCAUCUUGUUUAGUGAUGGCUCAGUUUACAUCUUAUGUCCUGUUGUUCCAUUUGGAAGUGUGUACAAAUGGGAAUCUGUACUGGAGUUAUAUAGUUAUGCUCACAUGUUUGGUCUGAAAUCAGCGAAUUCAAAAGCUGUGAAAAACUCAAAUUUGGCAAUCUCUUGGUUGGGAGCAACAUUUCCUGAACUAACUCGGGAAGAAGUUCAUGCAGAAAAUGUUGCUGUUCUUAGAGCUCAACCUUAUGCUUUAUUUGAUGCAUCAAUCUCAUUACAGGGACCUUUAAGUAAAGUAAGUCAUGGUGUUGAAGAUGACUCAGUUCAUCCUCCAGUUUUUGAAGGGCGUGCUGUCAGUUUUCUUUAUGAUUUAGUUAGCAAAGAUUCUAUCCUAGUAACUGCUUGGAGUAGGGGGCAGUUGCGGAUAGAUGCUUUAGCUGAUGAAGUGCAGCCUGUCUGGAAGGUUAGUAGUCCACCUCGGGUAUGUCUGGAUUCAACUGAUAGUAUAGUUGGGCUUGCAAUGAUUUGCGAGUCAUUGUCAAGUGACACCUCCAUUUUGAAGCUUGAUGUGCCACCAGAUCAUACUUUAUGGUUGGGGCAUCCACCUCCUCUUCUGAGGUUGGCUAUUGUGGAUUUAGCUCUGCCCAGAAAAAGCAGUUCUGUUUUAUCAAUGUUUGUUGAUCCCAUUAUUUCAGAAAGAAUAUAUUGCCUUCAUGAAGGAGGAAUUGAUUCACUAACGGUAAUUUUGUUCUGUUAUCAGGUGUACUUUGAGCUUCAACAUCAUGCACCUCAUGUAAAAAAGAUCAUUGAUGAUCAGUAUUCUCGAUUAUGCAAAGCACAGCAAAAGAUUUUGGAAGUUGAAAGGAAACAGGAAAAGAUCGAGGAUCGUGUUGAGCCUGCAGUUCGGUUUCACAGUGAGCUAGAAGAGCGCUUGCAAAGCCUUAGACACCUGCCGGCAGCACAUAAGACAUCUCUAUCUAAAGCUGAACGAGAGUUUAAGUCUGAACUUGACAGAUUUAGGGGAGUGGAGUUGGAUGCUCUACGCUCUUCUAUUGAAGCAGUAAAUGCCAGGUUGAAAAGAUACACACAUUCUCUACAGCCCAGCCAGUCAAAUGAAGAGCGACAAGUAUCAGUGAGGAGAAAAGUGCGUGUCCAAGAAAAUGAAAUGUCACUGCUGAAAGCAUCACUUGAAAAGUUGUCAGUCAUGAACAGUGAAAAUGCAAAGAAGGUUAAAGUAGUUGAAUCGGCGCUGAAAGGCCGUGAAAUAGGCACUUGAUGAUAUGUAGGAUUGUAUGUUGAUUUUUGUUUGUGAUGCACAAGUCUAAAGUUGUUGGUUAGUGUGUUGAUACCCAGCUUGAUUGCCUUUGUGACUAGUAAGUGUGUUAGGUACAAGAUGGGAUACUUUAAAGUGAUAUGAGCAUUGGAAGUAGCUUUAGGCUUUUUAUUAAUUUCCUCCACAGAUUAUACUGGCCAUUCGUUUUUCAUCCGAAUGCUAAGCACAGCGUUUUAGGUUGAUUUA
Messenger RNA from Solanum lycopersicum (tomato), 2699 nucleotides. NCBI's taxonomy places the organism in Eukaryota, Viridiplantae, Streptophyta, Magnoliopsida, Solanales, Solanaceae. The record is from RefSeq and is a predicted model, not a curated record.